AUGGAAGAAUCGGAUUUGAAGGAAAUAAAUGAUAAGAUGAGGGCCGAGUUGAACUUUCCAACACCACCACCCAAACCAGGGAAAGAUGCAGCAUCAUUUUCGAGAACUUCUUCAAUUGAAGGAUCAGAAUCUGCACAAACCACCCCCUCAUCAGCUAGAUCUCAACCUAUAGGUACUGAACUAUUUCCCGCUUAUGAAUAUGGAUCAGAACAAGGAAAAGAUGAUGAAAACAUAAAAGUCAAGUUAAAGGAAUUAAUAAGUAAAUGGACAGAGGCAAUGAAUAGAUCGGGAAAUUUAAAACAAAUUUGGGACAGUAUGGAGAUUACAUUUGAAGAAUUUGUGAAACACAUGAAGGAAGAGAAUGAGGAAUUAAGUGCGAUAUGUACGGGAACAAAAACAAAGGAUGGAGGAGUAAGAGAAGAAUAUGGAGCUAUGUGCAAAUUCUUAGUACAGAAUAUACAUAAGAAAGAAAGUAAGAACAAGAGUGAACAAGUGGAAAGGGAGAAUGACAGAAAGCUAGGAUCACAUAUACAGUGUAUCAUGUUGAAUGUGUCCGUGCGGAAAAUAUUCUGUGAACGAUGUGGGGCGAGGAAAGUUGUUGAGUACGUCUUUAAAAAAAUUAAUAAUGUGGCAAGAGAAGUAUAUGGGGAAGAGGAAUAUAAUGAAUGCACUAUGGAAAAUUGGAAAAAUAUUGAAAUAAAAUGGAAGGAAAUGGAGAAGGAAAUAACUAGUUGGUUAGAGAAGAAUCAGGAUAUUCUGAAAAAAGUGAAUGGUAUAAAGCCGAAUGUAGGAC
Molecule: messenger RNA, 793 nt
Organism: Plasmodium cynomolgi strain B
Lineage: Eukaryota; Apicomplexa; Aconoidasida; Haemosporida; Plasmodiidae
Exons: 2
Source: RefSeq, a predicted model, not a curated record